UGAGCAUUUGUUUCCCUUGUAAAUAUAUGAACAUUCAUGUUUUUGGGUUAAUAAUUGCUCCAACUGUUAAAAGGGAAGUGAGAGGGAUGAGUACAAAUGUGUUUGAGGAUGCUGCAUCUUAAAACAAAACCAAUUGCUGCAUUACACAUAAAACUGUGCAGUGCUUUCUGCCUAAACGACAGUUGCUGGACUCUUGCUUCACUAUGCAGUAUCUCAAUAUCACCAGCUCCAGCUCCAACUCCACCUUGUCCUGGAAUAUUGACCAAGUGGCCCCCAGUGUGGUCAUGGGGCUGUGCUGUCUGGUGGGCGUCCCUGGCAACAUUGCGGUCGUCGUGGUGAUAGUACGCAGGUACAAGAGUCAGAAUUUUACUCUGAAGCUGAUGCUGAACUUGGCAGUCUCUGAUCUCUUGUCCCUCAUCACACUACCGGUGUGGAUCUACACUUGGCUGCAUGGCUGGGUGUUUCAACGCUUGGCCUGCAAGUUAAUAACUUAUUUUCUCUACUGUAAUUUAUACUCAAACCUGCUGACAGUCACCCUGAUGAGCGUGCAGCGCUACCUGGCUGUGCUGUACCCUCAGUACUGGGCGAGGGUGCGUGGGAUGGGUGAGAGGGUUCUGCUGGUCACCCUGUGGGGGCUGUCUGGUGUUCUUGCCUCCCCCAUGAUCGUGAUUCGGGAUGUGGUUGUACUCAAGGACAAAGGUCAGUACAGUUGCAUUAGGAAGUACAGGUCCGACGGGGAGGCAGUGGCCGUUCUGUUCAUGGAGACUCUGCUGGGGUUUGUUGUCCCUUUCUCCAUCCUGGUCACCUCUUACUUCUGCCUCCACAAGAAAGUGAACCAGACCGCCUUCUUCAGAAGCCAGAAGAUGGCCAGGCUGGUGACCAGCAUCGUGGUCACCUUCUUCAUCUUCUGGAGUCCCUUUCAUGUCAUCAACAUACUAAAAAUAUCAUCGAUUGUACUUAAAUCCAGAACUCUGCUAAAAUUCUCUGAGGCUGCUUGGUACAUUACUGGAGCUCUAACCUUCAUUAACAGCUGUGUGGACCCCUUCCUCUAUGCCUUCAGCUCACGAAAACUCCGACAAGAUGCCCAGUCACCAGGAAACACCGUGGAUGUCUCCAACACGAAUGUCUAAAACACCCGCCCAUCUUUCUAGCAUCUGCACAGCUGAGUAACUCUUUUCUUACCACUACAAUAAACUAAACUGUCUGUGGAACUGAAAUUUACAAUUGGCAAUUUAUGCAUGUACCAGAAGCGUUAAGUCAACAUAACUAACGAAAUGGGCAAUAAAAUGGUUAUAAAACCACCAAAACGUCUCCUAAAUAAAGGAAAACAAAGUCUCGUUUUUAAUUGCGGAAUUAAAAAAAGUGAUUCUGCCUUCCUUACUGAGAGGGAAGGUCAUUACACCAUUUGGAAAGAGAGUGGAGGAGAGCUGGGGAUGUGAGGAGAGAAAGCCAGCUUCCUGAAGAGACGGGACAGCCAGCUGGCCAGCGGAUGCCAAGCAGAGAGAUCUGGUUGGAGUGUAUGGUGCCAUCAGUGUCUGAAAGUAGGAGGAGGCAGUAUCUUUUGUAGCUUGGCAUGCCAGUGCCAAUAACGUGGAUACAGGAUGUCAGUGAAACAUGGUAAUAAAUUGUGUGGCAAUUCGGUUGAAGACCAGGCAUGCAGCAGCACUCUGGACCAGUCACAAUAGGCCUAAUUUCAUAGGCCAGUAAACCAGCCAGCAAGGCACUGCAAUAGUCCAGAAGUUACCAGGGUGUGGUCCAGCUCUGUGGCGUCUUGGGUAAGGAAAGUGUGAAUUCUAUUGAUGUUGUGCAGGAAGAGUCUGCAUCUCGGCCAAUGUUUCCUAAGAAGUUCAGUUGGUCAUGGAAACAUUAGGAUUCUUGGAACAGUCAUUAUACAGUAUAUCAUCACUGAUAUGAUAAGCAUGCCAUAUUUAUGGGUUUAAUUUAAACCUGUUUAAAAAAUAAUUUAAAGGCAAUUAUUAUAUCAUAAGGUGCCAGUGUAGUAUAAUGGGUAAGGAGCUGGUCUUGUAACCUAAAGGUUCAAUUCCCGAGUAGUACCCUUG
This is a messenger RNA of Anguilla anguilla (European eel), 2060 nucleotides long. RefSeq names its product leukotriene B4 receptor 1-like. The transcript has a single exon. The record is from RefSeq and is a predicted model, not a curated record. Lineage: Eukaryota; Metazoa; Chordata; Actinopteri; Anguilliformes; Anguillidae. Gene Ontology annotation, molecular function: G protein-coupled receptor activity. Gene Ontology annotation, biological process: G protein-coupled receptor signaling pathway; immune response. Gene Ontology annotation, cellular component: membrane. The coding region runs from base 204 to 1130 and encodes 308 amino acids.